Messenger RNA from Centruroides sculpturatus (bark scorpion), 1033 nucleotides. RefSeq lists its product as uncharacterized. Bases 1 to 678 code for a protein of 225 amino acids. The record is from RefSeq and is a predicted model, not a curated record. Lineage: Eukaryota; Metazoa; Arthropoda; Arachnida; Scorpiones; Buthidae. The transcript has 4 exons.
AUGAUGAAUGUUAUUGUUGAAGCAAUGGUUAAGAGUGAUUACAAAAGCAGGUUUUUCUUCACCUCAAAUCAAAAUGAUUCACCAAAAAAUAAAUCUGUUGAGUGGCUGGAUGAAAUUCAGAAAGAAUAUAACCAGACAACUUCAACUCCAAAAGCAAAAACAAAAAUUGACAAAAUAGAUUUACAUAAUGAAUCUAUUAUAGAAAAUAUUAAUUCAUUUAAAGAUAACAUUGAUAAAGAGUUAAAAAUGAAUAAUUUUAAAUUUAAGUGGAACACAUGUAAAAAUGUGAAUAAUGAUAUCAAUGUAAAUGAAAUUAUUCCUUGUAGUUCUUCUUUGCAAGUACCUUUUAAAACAGUUAAAAUUCUUAAAGAUACUGACAUUGCAAGCAAAGAAGAUGAAAAAGCAGUCAAUUCUUCAAAAUCAGAUAUAUCAAGCAGUCCAUCUGUUUCUUCACAGACAUUUAGCAAUUGUAGUAUUGACACUUUUUCUUUUACUCAAGAUUCUGAUAUAUGUGAAUCACCAUUAUCACAGACAGUUAAUAAUUCUCAGAAUUCACUCCAGUCCAGUCCUGAAAAUAGAAACUUUCAAGAUGAAAUAGUUUCUCCAAAAACUGAUACAGUUGAAAUUAGGCCUAGUCCGUUGAAAUCAAUAAACUCAAAAAAUGAUCUAAAUUGCUGAUUAGGCAUGAUCCAGUACAAAUAGACUUGACAAUGGACACUAUUGAAGAGAGUGAAAAUUUAAAAUAAAUCAGCCUUUAAUUUAUAUUUUAAAAUUUGAGAGAUAAAUUGUACAUAAAUAUUUAUAUUCUUUUUAUACUGUGAUUUGUUAAUGGUUUAUUUGAAUAAAUGAAAGAAAUACUUGUUGUAAAAGUUUUAAUUUCGUAAAAAUGCUCAGUUUCAAUAUUCACCAACCCUAAAUCUCAGCACAAUUUAUUAUUAUCAGCACAAAAGCUACAGCAUGUAGAUUUAAUAAAUUAUUCUGGAAUUUAAGGUUGAUGAAAAUUAUUUUUAACCAAAUCCAUUGGAAAGUUCAU